Moesziomyces antarcticus is the source of this 1878-nucleotide messenger RNA. RefSeq names its product alcohol oxidase. The transcript has a single exon. Gene Ontology annotation, molecular function: oxidoreductase activity, acting on CH-OH group of donors; flavin adenine dinucleotide binding. The record is from RefSeq and is a predicted model, not a curated record. NCBI's taxonomy places the organism in Eukaryota, Fungi, Basidiomycota, Ustilaginomycetes, Ustilaginales, Ustilaginaceae. The coding region runs from base 1 to 1878 and encodes 625 amino acids.
AUGCAACUCUCUCCGUCCUUUACGGCGCUGGCGGCGCUUCUCGUCUGUGCAUCGUCCGCGUUCGGCGCAAUCGUAACCGACGCCAACAGCCUGUCGGGCCGGAGCUACGACUACAUCAUUGUGGGUGGCGGUCUCGCGGGCCUCACGGUCGCCAACCGGCUCUCUGCCAACUCUUCCACCUCGGUGCUCGUCAUCGAAGCCGGCAAUGACGACCGCAACAACGCGGACGUCUACAACGUGGACAACUACGGCAAGGCAUUCGGCACCGACCUUACCUGGCACUUUACCACGGUCCCGCAAAUCGGUGGGCGCACCAAAGCGCCGCUCGGCGGAAAAACCCUCGGUGGCUCGACGAGCAUCAAUGGCGCUGCGUGGAACCGCGCCUCCCGCGCGCAGUACGACGCGCUUGGUGGGCUUGUGGGCAGUUCCGGGUGGAGCUGGGAUGGCUUGUUGGGGUACAUGAAGAAGAGCGAGAACUUUAUCGCGCCCACUUCGGCCCAGCAGGCAGCGGGGGCACGCUACGAUGCAAGUGUACAUGGGAGUGGGGGGCCGUUGGAGAUCGGGUUUUCGCAGAUCCGCAACCAGCGCCGCUCGGGCGGGGCAUCGCAGGAGUGGAGACGAAUGUUCAUCGGCCCGCAACAGGCGGCUUUCAUCGCGGCGAUCGGAGAGACGCUGGGAGUGCAGCAUGUAGACGACCAGUGCGCGGGCAGUGCCAACUCGGUCGCCUACACCCCGAACUCGAUCGGCACCAACGCAAGACGCACCAGCUCGGCUUCGGCGUACUAUACUCCCGUCCAGGGGAGGGAGAAUUUGACCGUGCUGACGGGCACUCGAGCACGAAACCUUUUGUGGGGUGCACAGUCUGCAUCGGGAUUGGGUAGUUCAGGUGUGGUGGUGCAGCAAUCGCACGAUGGCAACUUGGUCACGAUCAAUGCGAAGCGCGAGGUGGUGUUGGCUGCGGGUGCGCUGAACACCCCCACGCUGCUGCAGAGGAGCGGGGUGGGCGCCAAGGCGGAUCUGGACUCGAUCGGCGUCGACCAGAAGCUCGCCCUCGACGGUGUAGGCAAGAACCUGCAAGACCAGACCAUGACCACACUCGGUUCGCGUGCCAACGUCAACUACUCGGGCGGUGGUCCCUCGGCCGCGAUCGGGAUGCCCAACGUCAACCAGGUGUUUUCCAACGCCACUGCCGUGCGCAGCUACAUCUCGUCCAACCUCAACGCCUGGGCUGAUACGUUGGUUUCGGCGGGCCAUGUGGCGAGCAAAUCCGGCCUGUUGGCACAGUGGACCAGCGCAGUAUCGCUGAUUUUCGACCAGGCCGCACCGAUCGUCGAGAUGUUCUUCGACACGGGCUACCCAGCCAACUCGUACGGCAUUGAUCUCUGGACGUUGCUCCCCUUCUCGCGCGGCUCCGUACGGGCUACUUCGGGCAACCCGUUCGAUGCACCGCGGGUGGAUCCCAACUACUUUGGUCUGCCCAUCGACAUGGAUAUGCAGGUCCAAUCGCUACGUGCCGCCCGCCGCGUUCUCAAGAACUCCCACCUCCGCAGUCUGACGUACAAUGGCGAGACUACGCCUGGGUUCGGGCUCAUCCCGGAUGGGCCCAAUUCGGGAUCGUAUGCAAAGUGGCGUGCGUGGAUCCUGGGAACCCUCCAAGGGGGUGGAUCGGGCUUCUCCGCCGUGAGCCACCAGUUGGGCACCGCCGCUAUGGGAAGCAAGCAAAACGGCGGCGUCGUCGAUGGAAACUUCAAGGUGUACGGCACCACCAAUGUGCGCGUUGUCGAUGCGAGCGUCGUCCCCGUCCAGCUCUCGGCCCAUUUGAGCGCAUCGCUCUACGGUGUUGCUGAAAAGGCUGCCGACGCCAUCUUGGCCAAAUAA